AGCUCGUCGAGGGCUUGAUUUCUCCACUCCAACACAACAGAAUGGUUUUACAAGCUACUCCAUGCCAACGGUUCCACCAGUAACUCAACAAACGGUUCCACCAAUGGUUCCACAAAUGGUUCCACCAGUAACUCCACAAAUGGUUCCACGAAUGGUUCCACCAGUAACUCACCAAACGGUUCCACCAAUGGUUCCACCAUUAACUCCACGAACAGUUCCACCAAGGGUUCCACCAGUAACUCAACAAACGGUUCCACCAAUAGUUCCACCAACGGUUGCUGCAGCCAGAGAAGCUGAAGUACAGCAGAUGAUCCAAACAUUCACUGACAAUCUGCAAAUCGCUUCAAACUCAGACAGAGAUACUGGAGCCCUCGAUACCACCAGUGCUGCACAGAUAAUCAAACCAACCAGCAUGAGCCUCCAGGUUUGCCCUUGUGGCUGGUCCAAAGUCACAACCAACAAGGGCCUGCGGAUUCACCAGGGGAAGAAAGAAUGCAAACGAAGAGGAGACAGAAUCCCUAAUAAUUCACAACUUAAAGCUCCUCAAGUAACAGACUCGACAUCUCCAAUCCAGGUAGCAGAAAAGCCAGAGGGUGAACAGAACAUCAGGAAAAAUCUAGGGAGAAAAUCUCUUCAAAGGGAGAGCAGUCCAAAGAACAGCACUCCCAUCAAAGCAGAGCCUCUCCAGACGUCAACAACACCAAUUUUGGGCAACCAAGCAAAUCCUUCAAUCACAAAGGUCAAAGUGGAGGAGACAAACCAAACAUUGUUUCAAACCCCAACGCAAGCUCUUGGUAGCGACACCAGAGCUCAUCGAGCGCUUGAUUUCUCCACUGGAGCAAAACAGGUGGAGAAGUGGUCUAAUGCAACAAACACAGCUCAGGAAUUGUCAAAGAAAGAGAGGGACGAACAGAAACUAGCAAAGACAAAGCAAGAUAAGAUAAGAGCUGAUUUGCAAAUGAGGAUUCAAAUGAUGGAACAAAAGAUGGCCGAGAUCAAAUCCUCUGAAAAAGCCUGCAAGGGGAGUUUGGAUGCUGAAUGGGUUGAGAUCAACGAUGUGUUCUCUGCUGUGAAAAGAGUCGUGGACGAGGCUCGACUAAAAGCCCUGAAACCUCUGGAGGAGAGGAGGAAGAGAGUGAAGAGGGAAACACAAGACCUGGUCCAGAAACUUCAAAAAGAAAUCGACAAACUGAAGAAGACCAUUGAUGAGCUGGACCAAAACAAAGAUCCAGGGGUCUCUCAUCUCCUGGAACCUCAAUCUUGGGAAAGAGAAACUGUGGACACUUCAUUCUCCUUCAGUACACUCAGAGCUACAACCUCCAAAAUGAUCCAAGAGAUUCAGGAGAAAGUGGAAAAACUCUCCUCCACUGAACUCAAGAGGACUUCCAAGUUUGCAGGCAAAAUUAAAGCUCUUCUCCUGACUGCCAUCAUCAUCAUUUUCAUCCUAGCUCUUGCUCAUGAGGACAAAAAAGUACCCUCCAACAUAGAGCUCUCCCAGAUGAGGACAAACACCAAAGCAUACGAAGCUUUCACCGAACAACACAUCAUCUCAGAGAGCUUCGACAGGAACUCUUUGCAGGAGUGGGCAAGUUACCUUGAGGGUAAAUACCUCUGCGGCAGAACUCCCACUCAAUCCUUCAUUGACGCCAGUGCAGCAGAUGUCAAGAAGAUCUGUUCCUCCUCCGGCUGGCUUGUUGAAGAUGCUCCUGUGCUUCAGAGUGACUUCUGCAUGAGUGGUUCAACCAUGACGGUCUAUCAGGUUGAAUCGGACACUUGUUGCAAUGUUUUAAGUGCAAUACGCUCCGAUCACUAUGUGACCGUUAGAUGUGCGAACCUUGGCGGACUUUACCUGCCCAUCCAUUAUGAAGCUUACAGAAACCAAAGGCCUGCACAAAAACACUGCACUCCUCCAUGGAUCGAUCAGUCAAUCAAGACUGAUUUAUAAAGCGCCUUUCAUUCAAAUCAAAUGCAAUUCAAAAAGCUUUACAGGGGUUGGAAAAAUAAAUAAAACAAUAGAAUAUUAAGAUAAAUUUAAAGUGACAAUAAAAUGAUAAAUUAUAUGAAGUUAUCAAAAACCUACAUAAAGGCAAGACUAAAUAGAUAGGUCUUUAAUUUACUUUCACUAACAAGACCACUUCCUUGUUCGUCAUGAAUAUAUCUGUAACACGACCCACUGUAGUUUGAAAUAAAACCACAUCAUUGAACAUAAAACAAAACCAUGCCAUAGUACAGUUUUAAGAAUUGUAUUUAAGUAAGUUAAAAGGUCAAA
This is a messenger RNA of Notolabrus celidotus (New Zealand spotty), 2269 nucleotides long. RefSeq names its product protein split ends-like. The record is from RefSeq and is a predicted model, not a curated record. The transcript has 15 exons. Bases 62 to 1945 code for a protein of 627 amino acids. Lineage: Eukaryota; Metazoa; Chordata; Actinopteri; Labriformes; Labridae.